Messenger RNA from Schistosoma turkestanicum, 1179 nucleotides. NCBI's taxonomy places the organism in Eukaryota, Metazoa, Platyhelminthes, Trematoda, Strigeidida, Schistosomatidae. The record is from the annotation of a GenBank genome assembly.
AUGGAUAAUUCUGAUAUGACAAUAAUACCAAAUAUUAAUGAACAAAAUUUGAAAGAACCAUUAUAUAAAAAUUAUAUUUUUGUAUUUAUGAUUGUCGGUUUAAUCACAAUGAUCCCAUUGAUUAUAAUCAAUAUAGCAGUCAUGAUGAAAAAACGACUAUCACGUAUAUGUCGUUUAUUAUUAUUGUGUGUCUGUUUAUCACUUGGUUCAUGUGUCGGUGCAUUGGCAUUCACACAUUAUGCAUUAGGACCAAUCGAUGUAACCUUAACUAAAGGUGAUCAAAUAUUGAUUGGUGAGUCAACAAAUGGAUUUCUAAUGAAUAUACAUGAAUUACGUUCAUGGACUUGUAAUCAUUUAGAAAUUAAAUCAAAUAAAUUAAAAAUUCGUAUUUGGGCAACACCUAUAUCACCACAUUAUGGACCAGCACAAAACUACAGUUUAGUCAUACGUAAUUGGACUUUACCAACAUUUACUCAUCUUCGAUUGAAUCAUGGUGAUUCAAUUUAUGUACACAAUUUUUCACAACCAACACAAAUAAUUAUUCUUAAAGGUGAAGAAUCUAUGCAACGUUGGAUUAAUACUGGUUCAUAUAAAAAAGGUUAUGAAAAAUGUUGUUCAUGGUAUAUAUUACAAACAAAUCUAGAGCAUAGACAACAUAUAACCAUUGAACAUAAUGAUAUUUAUACUUUCAUAGUAAGAACAUUUACAAUGUCAACCAAUACUACUACUUCAUCGUAUUUCAAUGAACAAUCAAUAAUAGAAAGUGGAUAUAUUGAUUUAUUUCGUACACGUUGGGCACCUAAUCCAUGUGAUCCAAUUAUUUGUGAUGGUACAACAACAACUCAAUGUAAAAUAACAUCAUCACCAAAAAGUUACAUCAUUGAUUAUACCGUUGAAACAAUGACAGCGCCUAAUUUCGAUUAUGCGAAUGUACAGAUUAUCUGUUAUCCACGUCAUUGGUUAUUGGGGAUUAUGUUUAGUUUACCAAUUAUAGUAAUUAUAAGUCUUUUAUUAAUAAUACAUGCAUGUAUUAAAAAACGGAAGAAACAAUUUACAUUCUCUGAUACAAAUAUUCAACAAACAUCACCAUUUACUAAUUUUAAUGUUAAACAAAUCAAUGGGAAAUAUACAACAUCCAAUGAAAAUCAUAAUCCUGCAUUUGAAUUUGAUUUAGUGUAA